Plasmopara halstedii is the source of this 652-nucleotide messenger RNA. RefSeq lists its product as uncharacterized. The record is from RefSeq and is a predicted model, not a curated record. The coding region runs from base 350 to 556 and encodes 68 amino acids. The transcript has a single exon. NCBI's taxonomy places the organism in Eukaryota, Oomycota, Peronosporomycetes, Peronosporales, Peronosporaceae.
CUCAAAAUAAAAAGCGAGCACAAAGAAACUCAAGAAAAAGAUACAUUUAGUAUGUGAAUGAUCUAGAGCUAUAUUAGCUUCUAUAGCGUUUGAUCGGGGUUAUAACAGGAUUUGACAGAGUUAAGAGCCCAACAACAGCGUCGACGCAAGCGUAUUCCUGCUCAGAGAGGCUACAGUAUAGAAGCGCUAAUUUUUCAGCCAGCAAGGUGCUUCGUAUUCUGGGUGUUAGGCAACGCAAAGUUUACUGGUCGUACAGGCCAGCACACUUUGAUAUGUGUCAUCAUCUCGAUCGCUUCGAGUCUAAAACUAGCGAAGUGCCGCACAUAAAAGUUUGCAUCCUGCCGUUUGGAUGGCUGAUCUGUUGAUGCCCAGCGCUUAUGCAAUCGAGAGAUUUUCUUCUUACACAACUUGCGUGGACAGUGGUGUCCUUCCCAGCACAAAUGGCAUCUAUCGCCGACUUUUGUUUUUUUUUCUUCAGCUACUCGAGUGGUUAAAAGAAUUAAAAGCGAUGCGAAUGGGCUUAAUGGAAACAUCAACGAAUUUUAAUGAUCGCUAGCUCAUUCUAUCAGCUUCUGAACGUGACUUUGAAUAAAUCGAUCAUAGUUAUUUCACUCUUGUGGAAUGAUGAUAGACAAUGUACUAGCAAUUGAGG